Molecule: messenger RNA, 7172 nt
Organism: Mauremys mutica (yellowpond turtle)
Lineage: Eukaryota; Metazoa; Chordata; Testudines; Geoemydidae
Gene: CCNT1
Product: cyclin T1
Exons: 9
Coding region: 22-2223 (733 amino acids)
Biological process (GO): regulation of transcription by RNA polymerase II; positive regulation of DNA-templated transcription, elongation
Cellular component (GO): cyclin/CDK positive transcription elongation factor complex; nucleus
Molecular function (GO): cyclin-dependent protein serine/threonine kinase activator activity
Source: RefSeq, a predicted model, not a curated record
UGCGCGCGCCCGCGGAUCGCCAUGGAGGCCUCGGCGAGCGGAGGGGCCGGCGGCGGCGGCAGCGGCGGCGCGGGGAAGCGCUGGUACUUCAGCCGGGAGCAGCUGGAGCGGAGCCCGUCCCGGCGCGCCGGGCUCGACCCGGACAAGGAGCUCUCGAACCGGCAGCAGGCGGCCAACCUGCUCCAGGACAUGGGGCAGCGCCUCAACGUCUCUCAGCUGACCAUCAACACCGCUAUCGUGUACAUGCACCGGUUCUACAUGGUCCAGUCCUUCACCCAGUUUCAUCGCAAUUCUGUGGCACCAGCAGCCCUGUUCUUGGCAGCCAAGGUGGAGGAACAGCCUCGGAAGCUGGAGCAUGUAAUCAAGGUAGCGCAUGCAUGCCUGCAUCCUCAGGACACCCUUCCAGACACUAGAAGUGAGGCUUACCUGCAGCAAGCUCAAGACCUGGUCAUUCUAGAGAGCAUUAUACUGCAGACCCUGGGGUUCGAGAUCACUAUUGAUCACCCCCAUACGCACGUGGUGAAGUGCACGCAGCUAGUGCGAGCCAGCAAGGAUUUGGCACAAACUUCCUACUUCAUGGCGACCAACAGCCUGCACCUGACCACCUUCAGCCUGCAGUACACCCCUCCCGUUGUGGCCUGCGUCUGUAUCCACCUGGCUUGUAAGUGGUCCAACUGGGAGAUCCCAGUCUCCACGGACGGGAAGCACUGGUGGGAAUACGUUGAUGGCACUGUAACUCUGGAGCUCUUAGACGAGCUGACUCAUGAAUUCCUGCAGAUUCUGGAGAAAACUCCCAACCGGCUCAAACGCAUCCGCAACUGGCGGGCCUCCCAAGCAGCCAAGAAAUCCAAAGCAGAUGACCAAGGAGAAGACGAGUGCCUCUCGGAGCAAACUAUUCUCAGCAUGAUCUCCAGGAACAAUUCUGACAUGAACAUUGCAGGCUUAAUGAGUAUGUCAACUUCCUCGACUGCAGGAGCUGGGCCUCCCCUCCCAGAUGCAGAGGACUCGCCCAGUGAUCUGAGCAGUAUGGAUAUGUUUCAGUCAGAGCACUGGAUGACCCACCAUCCUCCACACAAGCUAGAGGCUGGCCAGGUUCACAGGACUAACGAAAGCUCAGCAGCCACUGAGCAGGAUGGCGCGGCUUACCAGAAGCAGAGCAGCAAGAGCGCGCCGUCGGCAAAGGUGUCGCUGAAAGAGUACCGCGCCAAGCAUGCUGAAGAGCUGGCCGCACAGAAGCGGCAGCUGGAGAACAUGGAGGCCAAUGUGCGGUCUCAGUACGCCUAUGCUGCACAGAAUCUCCUGGUCCAGCAGCAGAGGGAGAGGGAAGUCCAGCAGGAGAACAACCCCUCCCCAGUUGUCCUGAAGAUUCCCACCAGCAGCUCCGAAAGCGCAGAGCGCCCUCCUUUGGAAAAGAGCGACAAGGCCUCCGCCUUGAAGCUGAGGAUCCCUGUGGCAGGGGGAGGAGGGGACAGACAACUUGCCUCCAAACCAGAGGAGAUCAAAAUGCGCAUCAAGGUGCCGACUGCCUCAGAUCGGCACAGCUCCUCGGACGAGAGCAGCGGGAAGAGUCGGGAGCACAAGGAGAAACACAAAGCCCACUUGUCCAACCACCACCAUCACAAUCAUCACUCGCACAAACACUUGCAUGCGCAGCCCACAGCUGGGGCCAGCGGUGCUGGGGGCAAGCGACCAGGAGACUCUAAAUACAGCAGCCAGCAGAGCACCCUGGCCCAUAAAAGCUUCAGCUUGUCUGGGUCCUCUCGGAAGAGGCCUCUCCUGGAAGAGGUGUCGACUGCUGCACAUGAGCACCAGCCGAAAAUCAGUAAGAGCUCCAAAGCUGCUGGCAUGCAAUUUUCCUUUGCCCACCUCCCCGGGGCUACCCAGCUUCCCGGGCACAGCUUGGAUGCAGCUGGCCUCCCCUUCCCCCAGGCCGGCAAAGCCAGGGGGACCCAUGGGAAAUCGGACAAAGGCCCCACCGGGGCUAAUGGGCACAACACAAACCAGGCCAUUGACUAUCAGGAUACAGUCAACAUGCUGCACUCGCUGCUGAGUGCCCAGGGUAUGCAGCCCACCCAGCCCCCGGCUUUCGACUUUGCCCACUCGUAUGGCGAGUACUUGAAUCCAAGGGCCCCUGGGAGCUCCAGAGCUGCCAACACGGACAAGCCCCGACCGCCCCCACUGCCCUCAGAACCCCCUCCCCCCCUCCCUCCUCUGCCCAAGUAAAGUCCUUUUUACUACUGAGUUUGUAUAGACAUGCCUGGAAUCUGGGCCGCCCCCUGCAGGGGAGGGGCAGGGUGGUCUGACCCCACUGCCUCACACAACUAUUUUAUUAUUAUUAUUAUUAUUAUUUUAUUUUAUUAUUUUUAUUAUUGGUCUUAGAGUGUGGAGUCCUCCAAGCUGUGAAAGGAUAAGAAAUGUCCUUCCUUCUCCUUGCUCUCCCCAUCAGAAUCCCAUGGGGCUGCAGGGGCCUGCCCCCUCUUGGAACAGAGCCCCCUCUGCGUGUUGCGCGCUGGGGGCGGGGAUGUGGGGGUACCUAAAACGUGUCGCAGAAUCUCUUAAAGACAUUUUAAAAAUAAUUUAAACAAUAAGUUAUAUCUGUUCGUAGUGUUUUGUUCACUUUAAUUUUGUGAAGCUGGGAGGUGGGUGUAAAGUGCCCGAGGGCUGCUGCAGGGGCUGGGAGAGGGAGCUUGUGGGAAGGGCUCGUAUGGCUUGUCGUCAGCUCGGCUGAACGCUGAGUGGUGUAGAGAAGGUGCUCAGGAGCUGACCUGUACGAAGAGGGCCAUGAAUGGAAGCAGCAUGGUCUGGUGGUGAUGGAGCCAGGGAAUCCCAGCGUGGGGCAUUACCUGGGCUGAGUCACUUCAGUUUCCUCAUUCGUGAAAUAAGGUUGGUGCUGACCACCACCUCCCCCUUGCAAAGGGCAUUACCCACUGGUUGGUAUUGGCUCUGUCCCUCCUCCCUGUGGAGGGGAGGAUCCCUCUGCACCUCAGCAUCACUGUGAGGCAAGGGCAGUUCUCUACCAGAUCAUGCUGGUUCCACUGAAAAGUCCCCACUGCUGUGACCUGCUCAGUCUGCCAUGUGCCAGUAGUGAGGGGGGUUACAGGGUCAGAGUGACUGGAGUCUGGCUGCCUGCUAUGUGAAGGGGCUGCUGAAAUGCAGAAGGGUCUGCAGCCUAGAGCGGCCAGGACCUGGCAUCACUGUGGGAGCAGCAGCAAGGUGCCAUCAGGGAUCUCGCUCCAGUCUCCUGUGGGGGGAAGCCUGGCAGCGGAGGUGAGAUUGGGGAGGGAGGACAGUGCUGUGUCCAGGAGGGGGAUGAAACAGAAUUGUGAUUGGGGGUGCUUCAAAGUGUAUUUCAAUUGCAUUAUGGAAUGAGAUUCUUCCUAUUUGUUGUUACAAAGAAAAAAUACUGCAAAAAAGUGAAUUGUUUUGAAAUAGUCCUUUCUAGGGGGCCGGGGUCGAAUGUGACAGGACCAGUCAGGCCAGUUCGUGACUUGAGUUUUCACCGCACAAGGGGCUGGGACCCCCACUGGGCUGACAUUCCUGUGGGGGUUGGGCAUCUAUCUGUGUCUCUGCCAGCCAUCUGGGGCCAGAGUUGCUGCCUGUGUAUUUCUGCCUGCUCAGUUGCCCAUAGAGAGAAGUGGUCAAGUACUUGUAGCUGGCUUGAGUUCUGGGGGCCGUUUGGAACGGGAGCCCCCUGAAGGUGGCAGUGGCUGGAAAGGGAUCUAGUUGUCAUUUCUGCCUAAUGCAGAAUCCUCCUUGCAUUUGCUCAGGUCUCUUGGAAUCUGACCAUUUAACAUCCCCUCCUGCCCCUCACCUGCUGGCUAACACUGUAGCUCUAAUGCAGAGUAUGUGCGCCAAAGAUGCAAUACUGACAUCUGCUAGGAUCAGAGGCAGCUGCUGGAGACAGGUCACAGUCUGGGUUUUUAAUGGCAUCCUCUCAAAAUGCACAAGUCCUCUGCAAAGCUUGGGCUGGAUUCUGCUCUUACUCUGGUGUCAAUCGGGGGGAAAUUGCUGAAGUCGAUCCAGACUGACGCAAGUUUUACCCAGAGGAGAGUCUGACCCAGUGCAGAUGGCUGAUGUCAAGCAAAAGCACCAAGAUACAGAUUAGCUGAGGGAGGGACUCGGAUCAGCCUACCGGUGUCUCCUGUUCUCCAUGCAGCAUUGUUAGAGCAGUUGAGUUUCUGCUGGCUAGAAAAGUCCAUCCUGCCAUCUGUGUGGCACAGACUGGAGAGCACCUCUAGGGGUAGCUCGUGGAGGGAUCUCUAUGGCUGCUUUGCUGUUGUUCUCUCACAGAACUUGGACCCAGAGCUGCUGUGGAAGCGGGGGAGCCUCUGCUAGUUUGGGCCAAGCUUUUUUGUUUCAUUUACUAAUCUCUCCAAGAAGCUGGAGGUUUUCCCUUGUGGCUCAGGUUAUAAUCUUCCAAAUUUCCAGUAAACUGUCUUCACAUGCUUCUGGGAAACGUCCUCUCCUCUGUAUUGAACUCUGCCUGGCUUUUUAACGUUCUGUUUAACCUGGAACUGCACUGUCCCAGGCCAGGGAGACUAUCUCAGUGCAGGGCUGUCAGCCAGUACCAGCCUCAUCUGGUUUUGGGUGCAAAACUUAUAUUCCCUUUUUACAUAUGUAACACUGAGACUCCCAGCAGGGAUUUGGUCUUUGCUUAACCCGCAGCUUUUGCGGCACACUAGCUGUCUCUUUAACUGAGCCAUUAAUGCGGAUUUUUUAAAUCACAGAUAUAGGCACUUUCUAGCUCUGCCCUUUCACUAUUAGGGAUUUUUAGUUUACUGUUCUGAUGUAGCCGCCUCUGCAGGGGUUGGAUGGAGCAGACCCUUCAUAGAGUUCAGCAGACGGGGGUUUCUCUGGGAGGGGUCUUGUCAGUUUCUGGAAAACAUUGGUUUUUUUAAAUGGCUACAUUUCUUAGAACUUCCAGCUGCAAAGCUAACCCUGGGGCUGACGCACUGCUCUUCGCCCUCUGCUAUAAAGAAGUACAUCCCGUGGCCAGGCUUCAGGAAUUCUGUUCCCAUUUGGACCCCGCAGUGAAAAGGCCAGUCUUUCAAGCGUGCUCAGCGCCCACCAGCUCCCACUGAGAUCACCCAGGAAGCUAGAAUCCUGGUUUGGUGGAUUGUGUAAAACUUGAAGCUGUCUUAAAAAAUGGAGGGGGAAAAACCCAACUGUUAAAUUUAUCUCCUUCAUAACAGGUGUGAGCUUGCGAAUCCUGCAUAAUUUGUGGUAUGUAAGGAGCACAGGCCUUGCGGGUAUUUGUCCUGUAUGGUGGCUCCUAUUUAAAGGAUGGGGCCUGGGUUAAGAUUGUGGGGGACAAAUUCUGGGGGGGGGGGGACUUUGGUUCUCUAGGUUUCCUUCCCUUUGUGAUUUAAAAAAAAAAAAGUACAAAAAGGUAAAUGACUUGUAGGGGGGUUUCCCUUUUAAGAUACAGUGAGUUCAGCUUGAAUCAUGGGGGAACUUUCUGCUGGCAUCGCUGCCCAAAACACAUCUCGCAUCCCAUAUGGAAAAAGAGCACAAUGCACUGAGUAGAGAAAUCACUAGUGUUUCAAUGCAUGAAUUCAGUGUCUGCUGUACCAUCUAAAAUUGCCUGUAGGUUUUAUCCAGAAUUCGUGGUGUGUUCGUGUAAAAGAGCAGAGACUCUGACUGCCCAUAUGCUAUGGAACCAACUUGGGUGUGAUGGGAAGAGUGGGCAUUAGUGGAUCAGGAAAUGGAAGUAGGUGGCUCUAUUCUGUGGUGACCAAACUGAGCUUUGGUCUAAGCUGACUUUCCUCCUGGCAAUGGAAAGAAUGGUAUGGGUGCAAGUCACUGGAUGGUGGAGGCUCCUCUACCUUAAAUACUUACUAGUUGCUUUUCCUGCAUUGCCUCUCUGUGUAAGUUACCUGGCUUCCUCAGCCACUGAAUGCCAUCUCUCUGCAAAGGCGGCCUCUCUGCCACUUCACUGGAUGUGAAAUGUACAAUGCUGCUCAAAUUGGCAGACACUUUCCAUGGAUGUUCCAAUCUUUCCUUCCAAAUUCAAUUUGUCCCCAUAUUUCUUGAGAAGGGGGGGAGUAAAAAUACAGGGUCUGUGAAACCUCUGCAAUGAGAGAACAAAGCUCUGCCUGAACUUUCCACAGCACAGCUAACCUCCUGCAGUCAUGAAUCUGCUCUUUCACACAGACACCAAGGCAAACAUUGAUUGUGAAGAUAGCAACAAAGAGUCCUGUGGCACCUUACAGACUAACAUGUAUUGGAGCAUCAGCUUUCGUAGGUGUGUGACGAAGUGGGUAUUCACCCACGAAAGCUUAUGCUCCAGUACGUCUGUUAGUCUAUAAGGUGCCACAGGACUCUGUUGCUUUUUACAGAUCCAGACUAACAUGGCUACCCCUCUGAUGCUUGAUUGUGAAGACAGUCGCCCUGCCCCUGAUAGCACUCCAACAUGCUUUUCUCCACUGAGGAAGUGAAUGGUCUAAAAUUCUUCAUUCCUUUGUUUGGGGAAGUGAUGGGAGGGAAGGAUGACUGCAGGGGUGGGGGGAGGAAGGGUAAUUUAAUCUAUUCUGAAGUGUUACAAAUAUUUAAACUCUGGACAUUAUUUUUUAAAAAGAGAAGUUUGCUACAAUUCCAUUGUAAACUCAUUUCCCUUUGAGACAUGGCUACACUGUCUGAGAGGGGCACAACUGGCUUGAGCCUUCACUACCACCCCACUAUUGGGAUGCGAAAGGAACACUUGACAGCAUUCAAAGUACUGGUGCUUCACAACACCUUUAACUACUGGCGGUCUGUACAGGGUGAGCUGGUGUGUGUGUGUGUGGGGGGGGUGAUACAACUGCAGUAUUGCUAAGCUUUCUCCUUUUUACGAUUAUAUGAAACUCAGAUUGGAUUCAAUUUUUUUUUAAUUUAAACCCCCAUCAAGCCAAAGAGCCAAAUCAAUGCGUUUUCUGAUCUCUCACUCAGGGUCUGCCUUGUGGUUGCAAACUGACCAAUUUGGGAUUUUUCCCUUCCCUUCCACUGCUGCCUGUCUCCUGAUACCUACUGCAUCCUCCCCCCCCCCCCCAAUACAAAAUGUGAAGAGCUUCCUCUGCACAAACCAGCAGGAAGCUGGAUAACUAAUUUGGCUACAGGUGUUUGGGAUCUUGCUGUCAAGUAUGUUUCUCUCUGUAUUUAUCCACAUCAAUAAACAUUAAAAGCAAAGGAGUCAA